UAAUUUACAUAACACAUAAAAUGAGUAUAAUUGACAGCAAUAUAAAAUAAUACAAAUAACAAUUGAUGAGAACACAUAGCCUAACUCAACACCCCCGAUGUCAAACACCUUCCAAUGCCACUGCCUGUUAUCAUUCCCGUCUUCAUUUAGGUUGUAUUUAACCGUGGUUAACCCGUGUUUGUCUCAAGACUUUCACUGCAUAGAGCAGCAAUUAAUGCUGAGGACAUUCAGACUGCCAAAUAAAGGAAAUCGGGAUAAAUCUGUGUACUCCCAUUUUAAAAGCUUAUGAACGACACAAAGCAAACUAGAACGACAGUUCCAUAUUCCUUCAUCCCACUCCAGUCCAGAUGGUGGCAGUAAAGCGUAGUUUUCUGGUUGGUUUGCCAACCAUCAGUAGUCCGCAAGUAAGAACAUUUCACAGAAGUCAACGGGAAAAGUUAUUGAGGAUUCGUCGAUAUUGGUUUAAGAAAGACAGAGUUUCAUCGCUUUUGCUGUGAUAAACUUUUCUUGACACCAAAUGAACAGAUCUCCGUGCGUGAACUUAUUUAAGAAAACUCUGGACGAGAUCAAAACAGGGUCCGUUGCUAACAUGGAUCUGGGACUGCCGUUGAGCUCUGGCUGUGAUGAAACACACCAGGUACCCCUGAGACUGAGUGUGAAAGAAAAGGACAUAAAAGAAGAGGAAUAUGGACAUAUGAUUACAUGCCAAGAUGACGAAGAAAAGCCCAUUGCAGAUCUUCACUGUAAAACGGAAACGGACUUGUCAGAGUCACUAAGCUCCACUUAUAAUGAAACACUACAGACAACAGUGGAUGUUAAAGUGAAGAAGGAAGAGGGUGAGCAACAACACAACGAUUGUCCUCUGGAAACGCUGAGACUGCGCCACGAGCUGGAGAUGACCAAACUCAAAGUAGAGUGGCAGCAGGAGAUGCUCAAGGAAGUGACCAAGGAGAGAGACUUUCUAAGGGAACAACUGGCUAUGACAGUAAGAAAAAAGGACAAGAGCGUUCGAUCAGAGGACAGCACAAAUGCCUUAAAGCAAACCACUUCCGGCGCUUCAGCUACUUCCUCUUCUGAUUCCUCCGACUCGUCAUCCGACUCUUCAUCCGCGGAUGAGGAACGGAAGAAGAAAAAAAAGAACAGCAAAACAGUAAAGCGACGGAAGCAGGGGAAAAGGGGAAAGAAAAGACAGGAGCAAAGUAUUCACCAGAGAGCUCGAGAUCCUGAGGAAGUGGUGGCCCGAUACAAAAAGGUCUUGAAGAUCUACCAGAGGGGAAAGACCAUGGUUGCUGCCUUCAGAGCUGUGGGUGUUGACCGCAACACCAUUGUCGUCAAUGCCCCAAUUGCAGAACUUUUCAUCGCCGCCCCAGAAAAAUUUGCAGCGCUGAAAGAGAAGAGCCCUAAGAAGGAGAAGCUCAUCUGCUUUGCACAAAUGUGUAAAGAUGCCAUUGAGGCUGAUGACGGCAUUGAUAAAACAAUUAAAUAUUACAAAGAGUCAGGUAAACUUCUGCCCAUAAAUAAAGGCAAGUAACCUAGACUGGCUGAUGAUCAUCAUUGUUGUAGUUGCGUUGUUGCAUUUUUUUGUUGUUGUAUUUAGCAGAUUUCAGUCAUUAGAACGCAUUGUUAAAUGUGCAUUUGUUGUCAGUGUAUAUUUUUCCAAUAAAAUUUUUCCAAUUUCGCUUUA
Molecule: messenger RNA, 1684 nt
Organism: Clupea harengus (Atlantic herring)
Lineage: Eukaryota; Metazoa; Chordata; Actinopteri; Clupeiformes; Clupeidae
Product: coiled-coil domain-containing protein 106-like
Exons: 5
Coding region: 518-1531 (337 amino acids)
Cellular component (GO): nucleoplasm
Source: RefSeq, a predicted model, not a curated record